This is a messenger RNA of Paramecium tetraurelia, 393 nucleotides long. RefSeq lists its product as uncharacterized. The record is from RefSeq and is a predicted model, not a curated record. The transcript is spliced from 2 exons. Lineage: Eukaryota; Ciliophora; Oligohymenophorea; Peniculida; Parameciidae.
AUGAAUAUUGACGAAAGUGUUAUUGGGAUGAAAUCAGUUUUAGGAAUGAAAACUAGAUCUAUGAAAGUAUAUUAGAAAUAGCAUGAAAUGAAGCCAAAACGAGUUUAUACUCAUAUUUCAAAAGAAACCAAAGCUAAGUUGAUUCAUACAGUACUGAGAUAGAAAUGCAAAAUUAAGAAAAUAGCAAAAGACCUGAACAUUAACUAUGCCACUGCGAAAACAAUACUACAUUGUCAUAAGAAAAAAUAAAUUAACAUGGAUGAAUAUUCAGAGUCCAAAAGGGCUGGGUGUACGUUAAACAAGAAUGACUCUAAAUUAUAUGUUUAAAUUAAAGUGGGAGAAAAAGUAAUACAUCAGUAUGAGUAUUUUGAAGCCAUCAAAAGAACUCCAUGA